This is a messenger RNA of Amborella trichopoda, 931 nucleotides long. NCBI's taxonomy places the organism in Eukaryota, Viridiplantae, Streptophyta, Magnoliopsida, Amborellales, Amborellaceae. The record is from RefSeq and is a predicted model, not a curated record.
CCUGUAUAUCGAUUAAGUGGAGCCUCUCGAACUCUUCAUUACAAAUAUGCAAGGCAGGGAGAAAUCGGACAGGCAAUGGGUCAUUGAUGUAGUGAAUGGGAAUGUCAAAUUGAACCGCGAGGAGGAGGCGGAGGAAUGGACACAUCGUUGUAUUUACAAAAUCCCGUCCUACCUCCAUGAGCUCCAGAAAGGGGCCUUCACUCCCAGGCUUGUUUCGCUGGGCCCAUUCCACCUCGGCAGCCUUCACCUCCAACCCAUGGAGCACCACAAGCGUCGUGCGCUCCUCCACUUCCAUUAUUGCUCGAAACACUCGGCCGAUGUCUACCUCGAGGCCCUUGGAGCCAUAGAGCGGAAGCUCAGGGCAUGCUAUGAGUGGCCUGAUGAGCUGCCCGGAUUGGAGAGUCCCGAGUUCCUUAACAUGAAGCUGCUCGACGGUUGCUUCUUGCUUGAAUUCUACAGCACAAACGAAGAGGAAAACUGCUCAGGCUACGCAGACAAUGACCCAGUGUUCGGCCCCAAAUUUCUUCUUGGACAAAUGAUUCACCACCUGGUGCUGUUGCAAAACGAAAUCACGUUGCUGGUCUUGAAGCUACCCUACGUAACCAUUACCCCAGAUGAGGUUAUUCUACAGAAUUUUGGAUCACAUGAAAAACUUGUGUCGAUUCUUAUUCGUUUUAUCUUUUUAUGGCAUUUGGAACAUAAAACCUAUCAAUUGAAUAUGAUAGCAUUCAAGCAGUUGCACGUGGACAUGGAUAAUUCGAUCAGCUCAUAUGUAGAUUUGAUGGAUAACCUAAUAAACACAGCGAAAGGCAUCCAACUGCUAGUAGAUUCAGGCAUAAUAGAGAACAAGAUGCAAAGUGAGCAAGAGGUGGCUGAGCUCUUCAAUAGGGUCACUAAGGGAAUGGAAUUUUUUGGUAAUCGCCGCUUAUAG